AUGCCUCUAUUUACACUAUUUAAUCAAAUUCAAAUUGGUUCCGAAGUAACUUCAAAAUUUUUUUACCGUCAUGCAAAGUUUUGCGCUUCUCAUCAAAUUUUAGUGAUUUUUCUGGCAAUCUCUGUAAUCUUACCUCUGUGUUAUCCUGCUUUUAAUACUUAUUACUUAAAUCCUGUCAGAGAUUUCAGGCAUACGUUUUUUUGGGAAUUAUCAUCUAGGUCACAUGUUUCAAGAGAUUAUUUUGUUAAGAAAUAUGGGACUCAACCUUCGUUUCAUGUAGAACAGGUUAUAAUAACAAACUUGAAGAAACAAAAUAUGGGUGAUGAAGUUGGUGUUUUGAGAAAAGAUAUAUUAUCAUUGAUCUUAAACCUGCAAGAGAAAAUAAUGGAUGCUUUCGUAAUGUGCCCUAACCUUUCACCUAUUAAAAGAUAUUCCCUUUCAGAUUUAUGUCUCAAACCUUUUAAUAAUAAUACCUGUUUGAUUCAUUCUCCACUCGUUUAUUGGCUAAAUAACGCUGACCGUCUUUCUUCUGAUUCUUCUAUUCUUAAAACACUCACAUUGAAAAGUGAAACAUCCUCUGGAAUGUUAGUUCCAAUAAAUUCAGUCUUUGGAAAUGUUGUGUAUGACAAAAAGAAAAUUAUUAGUGCGGAUUCAGUUAUUUUAACAUAUUUUUUGAAAGACAUGGAGGAAUGCAAUGAAAGUCAGACAAUGACUGUUUGGGACGCGAUUUGGAGAAAAAUUAUUAAUGAUAAUGACACUACUUUUUGUCACCCUGAUGAUCGAAUUAUAGAGAUAAAUAUGAACAAUAAAGGAGAAGUAAAACAUUUAUCUUUUAAUUUAGAACAAAAUGAUUCUCUGGAAUUUUCAACUGAACAGAUUCUUUUUAUGUUGAUGUACCUGAUUUUUUCCAUAUGCACCCUCUCUUUCGGUCUUCCUAAUUCCGUCAAGUCUAGAUUUGGUCUCUUUUUCUCAAUUGUGGCUCACGUUGUUGUUUCGUUAAUUAUGUCGCUUAGUGUCUGUUCUCUAUUUGGUGUUACUUUAACAUUUACCUCUUUAUCUUGUAUUGAAAUAAUGGUUAUUUUAACAAACGCAAUAGCAUCGACACCUAUGCAAUUGAAUAUAGAAGAUCGCAUCGCUUUAGGCCUUGAAAAAGUUGGAUAUAAUAUUACAAAGAUGCUUUUAAGCUGGCUCUUGUUGUUGCUAAUAUUUUCAGCGACAAACAUUGGCUCGAUUAAAGAAUUCUGCAUUUUCACUUCGAUUGCUAUGAUUAUCGAUUAUAUGUUACAAAUGUCAUUUUUCGUAGCGAUCUUGUCAAUUGAUCUUGAAAGAUUAGAAUUAGAGAUGUCUUAUUUAUAUAGUAAAACUGAUAGAGAAAUUCUUCCUGCUUCACAAACAAACAAUUAUACUCGUAGGAUUGGUAGUUCGUUAGUGGUUCUUAUCUUCUUGGCAUCCAUGACGAAUGUUCAUAAUAUUACUACUGACUCGUUAUCCAUAAAAUCCGCAUUAAGCAAUUUAGUUGAUAACUUUAUAGAUCUUCCCACUACUCAUACAAAUAUCACUUAUUGGGAAUCAUCAAUGAAUUAUGAGUUUUGGAGAAUUGUUGAUCUUAACAAAAAAAAUCAAUUUAUUGAAAUUCGACCAACUAGAUAUUUGACUUUAUCUUAUACCACUGAACAUGAUAAUUAUGAUUCAUUUCGUCCAUUUGGUAAUGAUUUGAAUUGGAAGUUAAUUUAUGCGUCCAUAAAAUCUUUAGCUUGGUUUUUCAAAAUUUUCAUGUUCCCUAUUAUUGGUAUAAUAAUUAUAAUAUCAUUUCUUAUGGGUCUUUUAUUACCAACGGAUUUGGUAAUUCAAAUUUCUGGAUUUUUAAAAAGACCAAGAAAUAAUGAUUCAAAUGAAAUUACGCCAACAACUUUAUCUUUUAGAAAUUAUUCUACUUUAUAUGACACCUCCCCUCGAAUUGUAACUUUACGUGGUCGUCAUUCAGCCGAUGUGAAUUUUCUUUGUGCGAACUUAAAUGGUGUUAUAGUAACAAGCGCUACUGACAAACAUAUUACAUUAUGGGACGGAAAACAAGGUGUACCAUUAAGAAAACUUGAAAGAUAUAUGCGUCGCUGUGAAACGUGUAAAUGUGAUAGUACUGGAGGUAUGAAAAAUUGUAUUUCAUGGCCAGUUAGGGCAAUGUGCAUGAAUGAAAAGCUUGAAAUUGCUGCAGCUGGUUUUGACGAUGGUGUGGUGAGAGUAUGGGAUAUAAAAUCAGGGCAAGUAACUUUUAUUUUGAAAAGCAAUGGAAACACUAUUGAUAUUGAAGAUGCCGAACAAAUAAUGUCAGAAUUUAAUAAUAAUGAUAAUUCAGCAAAGAAACGAGUAACUUGUUUGCAAAUUAUAGUACCAACUUUAAAUCCUCAGAAUACGUCUAAAUUAAUAUCAGAUCAAAAAAUACCAGCUAUACUUUUAGCAACUUAUCGAAAUAGUUAUUUUCGGGAAUGGGAUCUUGUUUCUGGACAAAAUACCCAUACAAUUUUUACAAAUCAAAAAGGUGGUAUCGAUUACCUCUUCGUGGUUGAUGACAAAAAACAAGGUUAUGACCUAGAUAAGAUCCAUAUUUUUACUGGAGCACGAGACGGGUCUGUCAAAUUUUGGAUUCGUACAAUUCGUGAUGUAAAUAACACGAGCGUGUGGAACUUACUUUACACAAUUCCAAGUGAUUUUGGAAACGCGAUAACUAGUAUUGCUGCUAAAAUGAUCAGCACAAAGAUCGGUAUUGUGGUUACCGGUGCUAUAGAUGGAGAGGUUAAAAUAUAUGAUUAUCUCACUGGUAAACUUAUCAAGAUAUUGAGUCACGGAACUUUUGGAAAAAAGAAACUUGCAAAAGAGAACAAAGAGCAAUUAUUAUUUAAACGACAGCAACAUAAAAAAACUGACGACUUCUUUUCUGAACAAGAUUUGUCUGAAAAAGAUGUUGUUUCCCAUCAGGAUGAAAUUACAAAUAUUAUAAUUCAUCCAUGUAAAGAAGAAAGUUGUCCAUGUGGAAAUACUGUUGAGGCUAUCGGUUUUUCAAUAAUAACUUCUUCAUUAGAUGAAAAAGUGAAUUUUUGGCGGUUAAUCCGAAAUGAUGUGGAUUGUGAGUGCUUGACUUCCCAAAUAGGAGAAUUUUCGAUUAAUGAUUACGAUAUCACAGAUGCCGAACGAAAAAUUUCUUGGUGGGAUAGUGCGGUAAUAAAAUUCAUUGGGUUUGUGAGACAACCCGACGGUUCUGCAAUCGUUUUUCUUAAAAAAAAUGUAAUUGGAGUUCGUCAUGUUAAAAAUUUAUAUAUGCCCAUUAAAAAAUGUCAUAGCACUGAAGGUGAAUGGCAAGCCUGGUCUCUAGAUAUCGACGAACUUCGUACGCUAGAAUCAAAUGAAGAGAUUGAUGAUUCAGGUAAUUCCGAUCACAUUGAAUUUAGAGUUAAAACCAUUCCAUUGGUUAACGAGGAUGAUUUGAUCGUGGAAGAACAAUUAAAAAAAAAGAAACAACACGAAAGUGAAAAUGUAAUGGAAUUAAAAGGAUUUAUUAGAAGGCGUAGAGGUAACUCUUUUAAUAAUCACGAGCAAGGCCGAGUUGUAGAUUUUAGGCAUCGAGAUCAAAAGCAACAUUUACAUCCAGAUAAUAGUCGCAAUAUUGGAGAUGAUGAUGAAAUGAAUGAAAUGUUACCAUUUGCUUAUAUACGACAAGUCGUCAAAAUGGGUGAGGAUGGGAUAGCUAUUGCAUAUGGAAACUUUGUAAAAGUUAUAUUGUUUUAA
Molecule: messenger RNA, 3780 nt
Organism: Dentiscutata heterogama
Lineage: Eukaryota; Fungi; Glomeromycota; Glomeromycetes; Diversisporales; Gigasporaceae
Source: the annotation of a GenBank genome assembly